Molecule: messenger RNA, 830 nt
Organism: Papaver somniferum (opium poppy)
Lineage: Eukaryota; Viridiplantae; Streptophyta; Magnoliopsida; Ranunculales; Papaveraceae
Product: pathogenesis-related protein STH-2-like
Exons: 2
Coding region: 132-611 (159 amino acids)
Biological process (GO): defense response; abscisic acid-activated signaling pathway
Cellular component (GO): cytoplasm; nucleus
Molecular function (GO): abscisic acid binding; protein phosphatase inhibitor activity; signaling receptor activity
Source: RefSeq, a predicted model, not a curated record
GAAUGAAGAAUAGUUGAUUUUAAUUCUGUGAAAUUCUGCAACAAAAUCUCCUAACCUAUUAAUAUAUGCCCAUUCUUAUGACCUUUACAAAAUCAUCAAACUCAUUUCCUCUCUAAGAAAAAGUUUAUAUUAUGGGUGCCAUUAGUUUCGACGAUGAAUACUCUUCACCUGUUGCACCUCACAGGAUGUUCAUUGCGUUAUUUCUCGACGCUCACAAUUUAAUGCCUAAGGUCAUUCCUAGUAUCAAGAGCAUCGACUUUGUUUCCGGUGAUGGAGGUCCUGGAAGUGUUCAACAAGUUAACAUGGUCGAUGAAAGUCCGCUAAAAUACAUAAAGCUUAGGUUGGAUUCAAAAGAGGAAGACAACUUGGUGUGCAAAUAUACCGUGAUUGAAUGUGAUGCAUUCGGGGGCAAAAUCGAUUGUGUCUCUUACGAGCUCAGAUUCGAAGCUGAUCCUAACGGAGGAUGCAUCGUUAAGGCUAAAAGCACUUAUCAUCCAAAGGGCGACGCCAUAUUGAAUGAAGAAGAAAUCAAGGCUGGGAAAGAGAAAGCUACUGAACAGUACAAAAUUAUCGAGUCUUACCUUGUUGAGAACCCUGAAAUCUAUGCUUGAUUUGCAUAAAGGAUGAACUUAUAGUAGAGUUCUUGAACUUGUUUUGGUUUUCAUUUUGUUUACUACCAUAUGGUCGCGUAUUUUAUACUGUCGUCAUCCUAGAGUUACUUUGUAAGGUCAUUGAUUGAUUAAAGGACAUCAAGAACUUGUAAACCAUCUUCUUGAUUGUCUUACGCUCCGACUAAAUUUUUUCGAUACUAGUUGAGAAUUUUUAAAUUA